AUGUCGAUAUCCGUCAAAGUCCGGACGAAGAACAAAGUCGAGGUCCGGAACAAAAUAAUCCGAGCAAACCCCGGCUUGAAGCAGCCAAUUCUUCCGGAUGAAUGA
This is a messenger RNA of Phytophthora infestans T30-4, 105 nucleotides long. RefSeq lists its product as uncharacterized. The record is from RefSeq and is a predicted model, not a curated record. NCBI's taxonomy places the organism in Eukaryota, Oomycota, Peronosporomycetes, Peronosporales, Peronosporaceae. Bases 1 to 105 code for a protein of 34 amino acids. The transcript has 2 exons.